Messenger RNA from Dibothriocephalus latus, 609 nucleotides. The record is from the annotation of a GenBank genome assembly. Lineage: Eukaryota; Metazoa; Platyhelminthes; Cestoda; Diphyllobothriidea; Diphyllobothriidae.
AUGUGCAGUGAUUUGCGACGACGCAUGCUUGAGGAAGUUGAAGUGAGGCAGCAGUCUCCAGGGGUCAUGCCGCCUGCUUCCCGUGGGACAACUCUGACAGAUGCAGCAGGAGAACGUGAAGUAGAGGGAGACAGUGCGGAUGGGCUACUUGCCAAUUAUUCGGUCGACUCACGCCUGAGUGACGAGGAGGCCUUCUUGAGAGAAUUCGAAAAAUUUGAUAAGAGCAUGAACAUGAUGAAAACGUGCACUGUGGAGCCACAGAGGUGGGUGGCGUCUACAUCGUAUUUUUCGGCUGUCCGCAAUCAAGAAGAAGCUACAAAGGCCGUUCUACCGUAUGGGAAUAAAUUUUGGAUUGUUUGCGGACCGGACACACUGAAAGUCUUCAAGAAUCCAAAGGAUCAGCGCAUAGAGUCAAUCGUGCGUACCAGUGGAUGCCGCAUAACUUUGAGAGAAAACAGGCGGAAAAACGCACUGGGCCAAAUGCAACAACUGGUGGUUGUUGCAUCCGCAACCGAGACGGGGUUGAGGAAGUGCACGAAUUUGUUGGAUGAGAAAUUUCCUGCGUUCAGGGCCAGAUCGGGUUGCUUGAACUGUAAGUUGGACUUUUGA